Molecule: messenger RNA, 828 nt
Organism: Trichophyton verrucosum HKI 0517
Lineage: Eukaryota; Fungi; Ascomycota; Eurotiomycetes; Onygenales; Arthrodermataceae
Exons: 1
Coding region: 1-828 (275 amino acids)
Source: RefSeq, a predicted model, not a curated record
AUGUCUUAUUCAGACGAGGUAACGCUACCCCAACGCGAUGCCUGUUCAAGGCUAUUGACCGGGCUUCCUGGAGGAACACGCCAGAUCAGAUAUACCAAUAUGAAGGACCUCAGGGCAGCAGUGGAGGAGUGUUAUGAAGAUGAUACUCAGGAUCCCUUUCUCGUGGUGGUAGACGUGCCUCCAACUAUCCUUGAAGACUUCGAUUCCGAGUAUCUCGAUAAAGGACCUCGAAUUACGGCCAACCUACCAGAAAGACUAUUAAUUCUCAAAACACUGUCAAAUCCUGGUCAUGAAUCCGUCGCGAGCGAUCUGAUAUUUUACAUCAGGGUUGGGAUAUUAGAAAUGGGCCUCCCAGACAGGCUGGCCGAUACUCGUAGCAGCCGAGUCACUAGCAAGAACGGAAGAUUCGUCAAGGAGCCAGACGGUAGCCUCAGACAACUCCAUCAAGAAUGGCCGUCGGUAGUCGUCGAGACUGGACCGUCGGAAGCGGGGGAAAAGCUAUCCAUGGAUGCUAGGGGAUGGUUAGAGACAGAUGGAUCAGAGACCCGAGUAAUCGUUACCGCAAGAAUCGACCAGAAAGCCCGCUGUAUCGUUUUCCGUAAGUGGACAAGGGAGGCUGACGGACGAAUUGCCCCCAUUGUUGUCGAGGAGGAGGUCAUGGCAACUCGCAAGGAGGAUACCACCGAAGUCACUGGUGACAUGACUUUCACCUUUGAGGAGGUCGUCGGCCGGCAGAGGAACGAGGUUAACGAAGGGGACAUCGUUAUCACAAGGGCCGACUUUAGAGAAAUCUGCCAGAAUGCUUGGGCAGCGCAGGGUUUCGGGUGA